Plasmodium relictum is the source of this 2397-nucleotide messenger RNA. It is a transcript of the gene MyoB, whose product is annotated as myosin B, putative. Gene Ontology annotation, molecular function: microfilament motor activity; actin filament binding; ATP binding. The coding region runs from base 1 to 2397 and encodes 798 amino acids. The record is from RefSeq and is a predicted model, not a curated record. The transcript is spliced from 8 exons. Gene Ontology annotation, cellular component: cytoplasm; myosin complex; actin cytoskeleton. Gene Ontology annotation, biological process: vesicle transport along actin filament; actin filament organization. NCBI's taxonomy places the organism in Eukaryota, Apicomplexa, Aconoidasida, Haemosporida, Plasmodiidae.
AUGAAUGGAGAUAAUGAAUUAAAUCAUUAUUUCAGGAUAAAUAGUAAAUUUAUAGAUAAAAGUGAAAAUGAUAAUUUUUAUGUUUGGACAUACAAAAGCCCAAAUGUUGAUCUUUACCCAGAUGUUGUUUUCUUUAAAUGCCUAGUUAUUAGUGUUGACGGAGAUAACUAUAAGCUCAAAGAAAUUUCUCCUGAAACAAAUAGUGUCUAUGUAGUAAAAAAGGAGCAUAUAUUUAAUUGCAAUGAUAUGGUAGAUGUAAACAGUCACAGAUUAAAUGAUAUGGUUCAUCAAAAUUCUGCAGAAGUUUUAAAUACUUUAGCUUUAAGAUAUGAGCAAAAUUAUAUAUACACUAUAGCCGAGCCAAUAUUAAUAUCAAUAAACCCCUAUCAGGUUAUUGAUGUCAAUAUAAACGAUUAUAAAAAUUUGAAUAAUGAUCAGCUGCCACCCCAUGUCUAUACAUAUGCAAAAGAUGCAAUGUACGAUUUUAUAAACACAAAAAAUAGUCAGUCAAUUAUUAUAAGUGGAGAGAGUGGAUCAGGUAAAACAGAAGCUUCAAAACUUGUUAUCAAAUUUUAUUUAUCAGGAGUGAAGGAAGAUAAUGAAACAUCACAAACGUUAUGGGAUUCCAAUUUUAUAUUAGAAGCUUUUGGUAAUGCAAAAACCAUAAAAAAUAAUAAUUCAAGUAGAUAUGGAAAAUAUGUUAAAAUACAAUUAGAUGAUGAUCAAAAUAUUGUUUCAUCAUGUAUUGAAAUAUUUUUAUUGGAAAAAAUAAGAGUAGUCUCUCAAGAAGAAAAUGAAAGAUGCUAUCAUAUUUUUUAUGAAAUUCUAAAAGGAAUGAGUGAUGAUAUGAAAAGAAGAUACAAUUUUAAAUCGGAAAAUCAAUAUAAAUAUCUUUCAAAUGGAUAUAUCAGUAUUCCAGAAAUAGAUGAUGCAAAAGAUUUUCAGAGUCUAAUGACUUCUUUUGAUAAAAUGAAUAUGGGAAACUUAAAAGAUGACCUUUUUUAUAUUUUAUCAGGAAUUCUAUUGAUAGGAAACAUAGAAUUUAAUGAAAUAGAGAAAGGAGGAAAAACAAAUUGUAGUGAGUUGAAUGAAGAAAAUUUAAAAAUUGUUAAUGAAACAAGUGUUUUGUUAGGUAUAGAUGAGAUUAGAUUAAGAAAUAAUCUAACAUUUACUGAAAAAAAUAUAGCUAAUCAAAAAAUAGAAAUACCCUUGACAGUAGGAGAAUCAUUAUCAAUUUGUAGGUCAAUAUCAAAGGAUAUAUAUAAUAGAAUUUUUGAAUAUAUAACUAAAAAAAUAAACGAAUUUUUAAACAAAAAUAAAGAAUUACAUAAUUACAUAGGUAUACUAGACAUAUUUGGCUUUGAAAUUUUUCUAAAAAAUUCAUUAGAACAAUUGCUAAUCAAUAUAGCAAACGAAGAAAUACAUAAUAUAUAUUUAUAUGUAGUUUAUGAAAAAGAAUCAAAUUUAUAUAAGAAUGAAGGGAUCAUAGCAGAAUCUAUUAAAUAUACUACUAACGAACAUGUUAUUGAUUUAUUACGAGGAAAAACGUCAAUAAUGUCUAUUUUAGAAGAUGCUUGUUUAGCUCCUGGAAAAAAAGAUAAUUCAUUAAUAGGAGUGUACACUAAUAGAUUUUCAAAAUCGUCACAUUAUUCAAUAUGUAAGAAAGAUAUAAAUGGUAGCUUUAUAAUUAAACACACUGUGAGUGAUGUAAUAUAUAGUGUAACUAAUUUUAUUUCAAAAAAUAAAGAUAUUCUAUCAUCUAACAUUGUGAGAUUAUUAAAGGGUUCGAAAAACAAUUUAAUUAGAAGCAUGUAUGAAGAAGUAGAAAUAACGGAAUCAUUGGGACGAAAAAAUUUGGUAUCAUUUAAAUAUUUAGAAAAUCUUAAAAAAAUAAGUUCUUACUUAAAAAAUACCAAUAUAUUUUUUAUAAAAUGCAUUAAGCCAAAUGAAACUAAAGAAAAAAACAAUUUUAACCAAAGGAAAGUUUUUCCUCAACUAUUUUCUUUGUCUAUUAUAGAAACACUAAACAUAAAAUUUUUUUUUCAAUAUAAAUAUACUUUUUCAUCAUUUUUAAGUUACUUUAAGUAUUUGGAUAUAGUUAUUUCAAAUAACAAUAAUUUAGAUGAUAAAACAAAAGUUUCAAAGAUUCUAGAAAAUAACUUUGAUAAUGACUCAUAUAAGAUAGGAAAAACACUUGUUUUCUUAAAAAAGGAUGUUGUAUAUAAAAUUAAAGAAAAAAUUAAUGAUAAUUUAAAAAAUUAUAAGAAUUUAUGUAAUAUAGUAAGUGCAAUUAUUACAAAAACUAAAAAAAAAAAAUUAGUUGAAUCAAAUAUAAGAAGUUUGCAGGUGGCUCAAGCCUACUUCAGGAAAUAUAAAUAUGUGAAGGAGCUUAAAUAA